Molecule: messenger RNA, 4515 nt
Organism: Stegastes partitus (bicolor damselfish)
Lineage: Eukaryota; Metazoa; Chordata; Actinopteri; Pomacentridae
Gene: tmem87a
Product: transmembrane protein 87A
Exons: 20
Coding region: 96-1943 (615 amino acids)
Biological process (GO): retrograde transport, endosome to Golgi
Cellular component (GO): membrane; Golgi apparatus
Source: RefSeq, a predicted model, not a curated record
GUGUGACGUCACCCGGAAGCAGGAAGUGCGCCGCUUGUUGUGAGUUGUCUCGCUGGCUCCGCUUCUUCUUCUUCUUCUCCUUCCUGGUGGCUCUAAUGGCGGGCUCCGCGGGUCCGGCUCGGUCCGGUCCGGGACUCUGGUCCUCGGCGCUGCUGCUGCUGGUGCUGGCGGCUCUGUGGGCUCCGGUGGUGCCGGUGUCGGAACCGGGGAAGUGGACCUUGAAGCUGGACAGCGAGGUUCUGAAGAAGCAGAGCUACUUCAUCUUCACUAAGACUCUGUUCAAUGGCAGCGUCAUCCAUCUGAAACUUUCGGAGCAGAUCUGCAACACGUCGUUGUCUCCGGUGAGCCUGAGCUUCUCGUGGUAUCUGAGGAACUCGCACUGCUACGACGAAGUGUUCAACCUGGACUCUCUGCAGGUGGACAGCUACUUCAACUCGUCGGACGUGAAGCCGGGCCGAGGCAGCGGUUUCUUCGUCUACCACCGGUACCCGCCCGCCUCCUGCCAGCAGGUCAUGGACCCCCACCUGUUCAACCUGGACACGUUCGACGGGAAGACCCGGCUCACCGAACCUCCUGCUCCUCCUCCUUCUCCUCAGCAGCAGCAGCAGCAGCAGCAGCAGAAGCAGCAGCAGCAGCAGCAGAAGCAGAAGCAGAAGACCGUCACGGAGAAAGCUUCAGGGAGGAAGAGGAGGGAGGCGGACAACAAGCCGCGUCCUGCAGCAGUGACGAAAGCUGCUUCAGGUGACACGAAAGAAGAAGCUCAGAAGCCUCCUGCUCAUACUCACUUCGACGCCGUGGCCCAGAGCUGGGAGGACGGACCCUACAUGUUCAUCCUCCACAUCAAGGAGAACCGAGACAAGAAAGCAGGGCCCGACACCAACCCGUGGAGUCUGCAGCUCGUCGUCAGCAUGAACGAGAAAACUCACGAGUACAUCUCGGCGUCUGAGUGGCCUCUGAUGGUGUUCUACAUGGCCAUGUGCAUCGUGUACGUCCUGCUGGCCGUGCUGUGGCUGGUUCUGUCGGCCUGCUACUGGAGGGACCUGCUCCGGAUCCAGUUCUGGAUCGGCGGCGUCAUCUUCCUCGGCAUGCUGGAGAAGGCCGUCUACUACGCCGAGUUCCAGAGCAUCCGAUACAACGGCUUGUCGGUCCAGGGGGCGGUGGUGUUCGCCGAGGUGCUGUCAGCCGUGAAGAGGACUCUGGCCAGGGUGCUGGUGAUCAUCGCCAGUCUGGGAUACGGCAUCGUCAAGCCCAGACUCGGGGCGCUGCUGCACCGAGUGGUCGGCGUGGGACUCCUCUACCUGAUGUUCUCCGUCGUGGAGGGAAUCCUACGAGUCAACGCCGACCGAGGCGACAACACCAGCAGUAGGGUUUUGUGUGACAUAGUGUUGGCCUUCAUUGACUCCUGUGUGGUCUGGUGGAUCUUCGUGAGCCUGGCCCAGACCAUGAAGCUGCUGAGGCUGAGGAGGAACGUGGUGAAGCUCUCGCUCUACAGACACUUCACCAACACCCUCAUCUUCGCCGUCAUCGCUUCGGUCAUCUUCAUCAUCUGGACCACCAGGACCUUCAAGAUGUCCAAGUGUCUGUCUGACUGGAGGGAGCUGUGGAUCGACGACGCCUUCUGGCGCUUCCUGUUCUCCACCAUCCUGCUGGUCAUCAUGUUCCUGUGGCGGCCGUCGGCCAACAACCAGAGAUACGCCUUCAGUCCUCUGGUGGACGAGGAGAGCGAGGAGGAGGAGAAGGAGCCGAUGAUGAACGAAGCCUUCGAGGGGAUGAAGAUGAGGGGGAUGAAGAACGAGACCAACGGCUCCGUCAAAGCCAACAAAGUGGAUGAAGAUCUGAAGUGGGUCGAGGAGAACAUCCCGUCGUCGAUGGCAGACGUCGCCCUGCCACCUCUACUGGACUCUGACGAGGUGAGACGUCUGGUUUUAUGGUAUCAUAUCUGACAGAAAAUACGCUUUACAGAGUUCAGAGCAUCAGGGUUGAAGUUUACAGCAGCCGAGGAAAUGAAUCUGCGUCUUUACUGACUGUGGACUCCAGCUGGUUGAACUUUUAAUCAGUUUUUAAGGAAAAAACAUCUAAAUUCUCUGUUUACGGCUUCUCAAAUGUGAAUAUUUUCUGGUUUCUUUGCUCCUCUGUGGCGGUAAACUGAUUAUCGGUAAACAAGACAUUUGUCAACAACUUCCGGCCAAAAAACUUAUCAGUUAAUCCUGAAAAUAAUCAGAAUUGAAAGUAAAAGCUAAUUGCAGCCGGACUGAUUUGAAUCCAGAGAGUUGGAUUGUUCUGAUAAAGAUAAAUUAUGUUCAGUUUAUCGGCUGUUUUCAUCUUAAAUCUCUUAAAUAAGCCUCUUAAUGUGUUUAACUUCAAACCAGCAGCACGAGUACGAACAAGCAGAACAAACAGCUUUAUUAUGCAUUUAGGACUUUUUAUUGACAGAUAUUAAACCUCCUAAACUCCCAGAAACCAUCUUCAGCUUCUGCUUUAUCGAUACAAGACCAAGUAUAAAUUAAAUCUGAAACAUGUCGACGCCAGAGAGCAAAAAAAAAAAUCAGUUUUAAGGUUUUUUUGUGAGAAAAUGUCCUGACAUGAACGUUUACUUCACCAUCUACAUUUUCUCCUGUUGUGACUUAAUAUUAAUAGAAUGAUUCAUGCAAAGUAUAAAAAUGAUAAAUAACUAAACAUGUGAUUGAAACAUGAGAAAAUUCACACACGUGUAAAUAUUUUUUUUUUUUUUCCAGUAGUUGUUUGUGUCGCCUGCCGUUCCGCCUCUGACCAGCAGGGGGCGGCAGCCAAUUAGCAGAGCCCCUUUGUUGCCACGGUUACAUCACACUGUUGUUUAUCCUCCCGUGUGUUGUCAUGGCGGCGACACGCUUUUGUCUGUUUGAUGCCAGAGACCCCACGGAGCGCGAGCAGGUCAUUGAUCACUGAUCACCUUCCCGGUUCGUCUUCUGCUCCGCCGGCUGUUUGAUUCCAGAUUAUUUACCCCGUCGAGGCUUUUAGAGGCACCAGCAAUCAGCAAAGUGCCCCCCUUAUGUAAAAUCAAUUCCUUACGUAAGCCGCCGCCGCCGCUGGAUGUUGAACGUAUGCAGAGACUCCGUCAGCGUCUCAGGAGAGGAAACGUUUGAACAGUAAAGCCUGAAAAAAGGCGCUGCUCCGCUAUUGGACGGAGAAAUUAAAAGCAGAUGAUUGGUUCCUUUUAUUCCUGAUUGUGUAAUCUGGUGAUUUAAGGGGUGAACUGAGGGGAAACCUGGACGUUAUGACGGAUGGUGUGGUUUAGACGAGAGCUUCUGCUUCUCCUUCCUCCUUCCUCCUCUUCCUCCACCGCUGAGCUCUCGUCUCUCUUUACGUGUCGUUCUAUAAUCUGAACUAAUCCUAUUAACCUGGAUCUCGAUAGCCUCGCCCUGCCUUCCACUCGCCUUCCUUCCUUUGUUUGUUUGUUUGUUGCAGCCGUUCUGGGUUCAGUUUACUGUAAAAAGAAAAAAAAACAAGAAUUAAAUUGCAUAAAAAUUGAGCUAAACACCUGCAGCUGACAUGAACCGUGUCGUCUGAGGUCAGGAUCAGCUGAUGUAGUAAAAUGUAAUGGAUCAUGUGUCUGUUUCUAUGGAGGUCAUUCACCCUGUCAGCAGUUUGAUGGUGUUUUAUUUCCUCCUGACACAUUUUUCCACUUUUAAAAUACCAUAAAUCAUUAAAAAUGUGCGUUUUGUGGACGUGGAAAAACCAAAAUAUGUAAAUUAAAUGAUCACGACUAAACUCUUCAGCAGUAAACUGAUCAGAUCAGAACUAGAAGGAGCAGACGGAGGAUUGAAGCUCCAGUUUAAAGACGUUUUAAACAUCAGCUGCCUCAUGUCUAAUAUAACAUACACGAACACGUCCAACAUCUUCCACAGUUCUUCACUAAAACUCUGGUGUCAUUUAAUAACCACAAAUGAUUAAUUUGUAGGUACGAUACGGCGUCUCUGGUCACGUUUCUCCAUCAGUCUGUCAGAAGUCGGUAUCGAAACCAAGCAGGACUUAAAAACUGGACCAACUGGCUUCGUCCUGAUCUCCGCUGUCACUCGUCUGUUUGAGGUUUUUGUCUUCAACAAAAGGAAUCGAGUUAACGACGUCGGUGUUCAGUGGGACGGAAAAUCUGAAGCUACUGAUGCAGGAAGUAACGAUGGAGGGAAGGAAGACGAAACAGAAGAGAACAGAGGAUCUCUGUAGCGCUGAAGCAUCUCUCAGGUCGUCCAGAGUUUACUGAGAACAUGGAGUUUAAGUCAGAAAGAGAAUGUCGUAUCUUGGGAUGUCUGCGAAUCUUGUUGUGAAGGAUGUUUAUACAUCUGUUUUUCUGGAAAGACGUUUGAGGUUUUUCCACUUCACGUGAAUUCAGUUUUAGUUUAGCAGCACCUAGUGGCCGUUAGAGGUUCUGCUCCGGGUUCGUUGCUUUCCAGCAGGGAUUAUAAAAAACAGACCCUUCGUUCUUUCAAAAGAGCACGCUAGAUGGACAAACCUCAACACGAAGGGCUAGCCAACACAGCU